CACACAAAAAGAAACAGGGGACACAGGGCACACAAGGGGACACAGAAAACACUGGGGACACAAAGGGACAUAAGGGAACUCAAGGGACACAGGGGACACAAGGGACACAGGGGGCACAAGGGGACACAGGGGACAAAAGCGAACACAGGGGACACAAAAGAACACAAGGGGACAAUGGGGACACAAGGGGACACAGGGGACACAUGGGAAAACAAGGGACACAGGGGACACAAGGGUCAUAGGGGACACAAGGGGACACAGGGGACACAAGAAACCACAGGGGACACAGGGAACACAAGGGGACACAAGGGAGCUCAAGGGACACAGGGUACGCAGGGACACAAGGGACACAAAGGGACAAAUGGGAAAACAAGGGACACAGGGGACACAAAAGAACACAAGGGCACGCAGGGGACACAAGGGACACAAGGGGACACAGGGGAAAACAGGGGACCCAGGGAACACAGAAAAACACGAGAGGACAAGGGCCACACAAGGAACAGAGGGCACACAAGGCAACAGAGGGAACACAGGGAAAAGAAGAACAGAGAGCAGACAGAAGGAACAGAGGGGACAUACUGGACCGAUAGGUCGAGACUACAGGUAAGGAGGGACAGCGAGAACGAAUGAAGGCUAUGCAACAUAUCUGACAACAAGGGCGCCAAGGGCCAUGACAGCGGAUCACUGGACGCAUGGAGAAUAAGGGGCACAAGGGGACCCAUGGGAAACCAAGGGACACAGGGGACCCAAAAGAACACAAGGGGACAAUGGGGACACAAGGAACACAGGGGACACAAGGGUACACAGGGGACACAAGGGACACAAGGAACCACAGGGGACACAAUGGACACAGGGGACACAGGGAACAAAGGGGACACAGGGAACAAAGGGGACACAGGAAACACAAGGGGACAAAGGCGACACAGGGGACACAAGGGACACUGGGCACACAAGGGGAUACAAGGAACAGGGGGAACAAAGAGGACACAGGGGACACAAGGGACACAAGGGAACACAGCAGACACAGGGGACACUAAAGAACACAAGGGGACACGGGGCAGACAAAAGGAAACAGGGGACAGAAGGGACACAAGGGGACACAGAACACACAGGGGACAGAAGGGACACAGGAAACACAAGGGGACACUUGUAAUCAAAACAGGGGACACAAGGCGACACAGGGGGCACAAAGGACACAAGAGGACACAAGGGACACAGGGGACACAAGGGGACACAGGGAACAGAGGGGACACAAGAAACACAAGGGGACACAGGCGACACAAGGGACACAGAGGACACAAGGGACACAAGAGACACAAGGGGACACAACGGACACAGGGGACACAAAGAACACAGGAAACACAAGGGGACACAGGCAAAACAGAGGACACAAGGGGACAUGAAGGACACCGGGGGCACAAGGGACACGGGGGACACAGGAGGACACAAGAGACACAAGGGGACACAGGGGAUGCAAGGGGACAAAGGGGACACAAA
Molecule: messenger RNA, 1497 nt
Organism: Porites evermanni
Lineage: Eukaryota; Metazoa; Cnidaria; Anthozoa; Scleractinia; Poritidae
Source: the annotation of a GenBank genome assembly